Oreochromis niloticus (Nile tilapia) is the source of this 1262-nucleotide messenger RNA. It is a transcript of the gene plcxd1.1, whose product is annotated as phosphatidylinositol-specific phospholipase C, X domain containing 1, tandem duplicate 1. The record is from RefSeq and is a predicted model, not a curated record. Gene Ontology annotation, biological process: lipid metabolic process. Gene Ontology annotation, molecular function: phosphoric diester hydrolase activity. Lineage: Eukaryota; Metazoa; Chordata; Actinopteri; Cichliformes; Cichlidae. The transcript is spliced from 7 exons. The coding region runs from base 271 to 1236 and encodes 321 amino acids.
CAGCCUCGCGGUCCUGCGGCCUCUUUAAGAGCGGAGCCGCGCUCCCGCAGCUGCGACCGGAAGCGCGCGGCGGGUCGCGGCUCACCGGUAACAGGCAGAGAGCUGCUGCGGAGGAUCUCAGCUUCGUCCGCGUUUCCGUCACACAUGUUUGAUGUGCCGCUCCGGUCAUGACUCGUGCACGCGCUCUCAGACCGGCCGCUCGUGGCCUUUAUCAGCGGGCUGUGCUCGCGUAAGCGGAUCUGAGACACAGAGGGACGAUCAGCAGCAGUGAUGUCCGGGCUGAGUGAGCCCAGCCUGAUGGAGCUGCCCAUGGAGAGUUGGAUGUCUCACCUGCCAUGCGCGCUGUGGGACGUCCCGCUGUUCCACCUGGCCAUCCCAGGCAGCCAUAAUGCAAUAACCUACUGCCUGGAUACGGAUGACAGGUCUCCCAUCGACCUCAUGCAGCCUGACAUGCUGCAGAAGCUCGACAAAUUCAUGAAGCCCCUCAUUCGCCCCUUUGUGUACAAGUGGGCAAAAACCCAGGAGUGUUGUAUAAAGCAUCAGCUGGACUGUGGGGUGAGGUACUGCGACCUGAGGAUCGCACACAGGCCCAACGACAGCUCCACACACCUGUACUUCUACCACGGCGUCUACACCACGCUCACUGUGGAGACGGUGCUGACGGAGAUCCGAGAGUGGCUGGACGCUCAUCCCAAAGAGGUGGUCGUCCUCUCCUUCAGCCACUUCCUUGGCCUGAGCCAGGAGCUCCACGCGGUGCUGCUCGCCACCAUACGCACCGUGUUUGCCUCCAAACUCUGUCCCAAAAAGGCCGAGGUCACUCUUCGUAAGCUCUGGGCUUCGGGCUACCAGGUGAUCGCAUCCUACGAGCACAGCACGGAGCGCCGGCACACUGAGCUGUGGCCCGACAUCCCGUACUGGUGGGCCAACAAAUGCAAGGCCGAGGCUCUGAUUGAUGAGUUUGAACGCAUGAAGCAACAAAACAGGAGACCAGGAGGUUUCUUUGUGACGGGGAUUAAUCUGACAGAGGACCUGAAGUACAUCUGCACCCACCCUACUGAGUCCCUGAAGGACCUGGUGAUGUCCACAUACCCGACGCUGCUCGGCUGGGUCAAAGAGCAGACGCCCGGCGAGGAGGACGGCUCGCUGAACAUCAUCGCUGGCGACUUCGUCUCGGAGAGCCGCUUCGUGCCCACCGUCGUGGCGCUGAACCAGAAGCUUCUGAAGCGGUCCUCGUGACUGUAACAAGCGUGACCUGAGGAGAA